CUUUUGCCCAUUCUUACGUAUUUUACAGGUUCACGCUAGAGCCACAGCGCUGCAAAGCCCGCUGAACAAGUGCUGUAAGGGAUUCCCCCCCAACACAACUUCUUUCUCCGAGACGAAGACGACUCACGACGAGACGAACAACUUCGCGUCCUCAAAGCCCUGCUCCUUUGCAAUUCUCUCCUAGACCGAACAGCGAGAAGUCGCAUCGAUCCCGGAAUGGCCUCCUCCGCCGCAAGCACCGUCCUCCGCGCCGCCCGGCCGGCAUUCCGCCCGGCCGCCUUUGGCGCGCCGGCUCGCCAGGCCUUCCGCCCGCAGGGCCAGGGCUUCGCGCAGCGCUUCCAGCAGGGCGGCCGCCGCUGGCAGAGCUCCGACGGCGCCCAGCAGCAGCAAGAGGGCUGGUUCAAGCGCAUGUGGGAGAGCGAGAUUGGCUUCAAGACGGUGCACUUCUGGGCUCCUGUGAUGAAGUGGGCUCUCGUCAUUGCCGGCAUCUCCGACUUCACGCGGCCCGCCGAGAACCUCUCCUUCACCCAGAACUUCGCCCUGACCUGCACCGGCUUUAUCUGGACCCGCUGGUGUCUCAUCAUCAAGCCCAAGAACAUCCUUCUCGCCACCGUCAACUUCUUCCUCGGAAUCGUCGGUCUGGUCCAAAUCUCCCGAAUCCUCGCCUACGAGUCCAAGCAGAAGAAGACCGCUGCCGGUGUUGUCGCGGAUAUCAAGCAGGAUGUCAAGGAGACCAUCAAGGAGGUCAAGGCCUAAACUCGAUACACUUGCGGCUUUACACGCCUCUUUCCCCCCUCUGGAUCCCAUUCCAUGCCGAGUUGCUCGGCUGGGUUGAAGGCCAUGCAAACUACCACAGGAACCGGGUGCGAUGUUUGGUCUUGUUCUUUGAUAGUCUCCGGCAGUGGUUCCAUGUAACGCAGAGCAUGUGUCUAUGUGUGGCCGUCUCACAGGGCGCCUAAGGACUGCCCAGGCUCAAUGGGAACAAUCCGUGGGAGUGAGCUCUGGGCGUGUUACUUUUCUAUUCGGUUUUUUAGACGACUAUGCGCAACUGGACAGGAUAGGUUUAACGGGUAGAGCUAUACAAUAUAUUGGUUUCGUCCGUCAA
Molecule: messenger RNA, 1105 nt
Organism: Ilyonectria robusta
Lineage: Eukaryota; Fungi; Ascomycota; Sordariomycetes; Hypocreales; Nectriaceae
Exons: 6
Coding region: 217-756 (179 amino acids)
Biological process (GO): pyruvate import into mitochondria
Cellular component (GO): mitochondrial inner membrane
Molecular function (GO): pyruvate transmembrane transporter activity
Source: RefSeq, a predicted model, not a curated record